This is a messenger RNA of Gongylonema pulchrum, 816 nucleotides long. Lineage: Eukaryota; Metazoa; Nematoda; Chromadorea; Rhabditida; Gongylonematidae. The record is from the annotation of a GenBank genome assembly.
AUGCAGUCCUGGCGGAUCCGGAUUGCAAGAAAAGCAGUGAUGAACUUGCUGCCGAGCUAUUUGAUUGGAAGGCCAACUCGGGCAAUUCGGACAUAUUCCUGACGAAGCAGAUCACCAAAUUGCCAACGUUAAGCUUUGGAAGCAACGACGAGGGCUGUUUUGUUCAGCAUGAUGGAAAAAGUGAUCCCGAAAGCCAGCCGCUUAUACUAAUCCCAAUAGUGCCACUCGAAAGCGCACGGGAACAAGAAGAAGUUCAGUCCGGAAAAAUGGUUAUUGAAGAUGAAGCCAAUCAAGAGAUCGAUAAAGAAGCGGACACUCAGGAGAGUUCGAGUGUGAGAAGAUCAAAACGAGUACGAGAAAAAGACGAUGCAGAUCAAGCCGUAGAAGCGAAAAAAGCUCGAAACAGUGGAACGGCUAUGCCAAAAGUAGAAUUGCCUGCCAGGUCAUGUCAGCGGAAAGAACUGGUGCUUCUUCUACAGUUGCAGAACCAGCAAAAUCCGCUGGAUCAGCUGAAUCUUUUACCUUCGCAGCUUCCGGUUCCUUUGCUGCCUUUUUUGGUCGAUGCACCGUCUGCUGGCGGAACCGCAUGACGAAUGCCGUUCAAUGCGCAGAUGCCAAAACUGAAAAUAGCUGGGCGUAUUUUGCAGCUCAGUGCUGAUUCCGAAGCACAGACCUGUAAGCCGAUGACGCUGAAAAAUGCUGCUGGUGAAUUGGUAAUGAUCCAAAUUCAGAUUUUUUGGUUUUUAAAGAUAACAGUGGUUCGUCGUUCAGAUGGGCGUCUGGUCAUGGUAACACCUCAUUCGGAACCUCUAAAAG